Messenger RNA from Hypomesus transpacificus, 1005 nucleotides. RefSeq names its product RAB42, member RAS oncogene family a (gene rab42a). The transcript is spliced from 2 exons. Gene Ontology annotation, molecular function: GTPase activity; GTP binding. The record is from RefSeq and is a predicted model, not a curated record. The coding region runs from base 96 to 746 and encodes 216 amino acids. Gene Ontology annotation, biological process: Rab protein signal transduction. NCBI's taxonomy places the organism in Eukaryota, Metazoa, Chordata, Actinopteri, Osmeriformes, Osmeridae. Gene Ontology annotation, cellular component: Golgi membrane.
GCGAGCCGCGGCAGUCACGGGCUGUAUGGAAAUACCGCGCACGCAUCGCUGCUUUGUUUCCAACCCCUCUCGGCGGAUCCAUCCUAAGCCAUGCGAUGGAUAUUUUGUGGCAAUAUCAGUUUAGAAUAAUUUUACUCGGAGAUUCUACCGUUGGAAAAUCGUCUCUGCUAAAACGCUUCACUGAUGGUAUAUACAGUGAUGUUGCAGAUCCUACAGUUGGUGUAGAUUUUUAUGCCCGUUCGUUAGACAUCGAGCCAGGGGUAAAAAUCAAGCUUCAGCUCUGGGAUACGGCUGGCCAGGAACGAUUCAGGUCCAUCACCACUUCCUACUACCGUAAUUCCGUGGGAGGCUUGCUGGUUUUUGACCUGACCAAUCGCAAGACCUUCGACCACGUGAGGGAGUGGCACAAGGAAGUGAGUGAGCAUAUCCUGCCCCACCACAUGGUGUACAUUCUGAUUGGACACAAGAGUGACCUCACCAUGGAGCGGCGGGUGAGUCGUGAGGAGGCGGAGCAGCUGGCUGCAGACCUGGGCGUGCGCUACGUGGAGACGUCCGCCAAGUGCAACAGCAACGUGGAGCGGGCGUUCGAGCUGCUGACCAGAGACAUCUUCCAGCUGAUGAAGAUGGGGGAGAUCUGCACGCGAGACGGCUGGGACGGGGUGAAGAGCGGCCUCACCGCCAAGGUCCUGUACCCCUCCGAGGAUGAGGAGGCAGUAGCCGCGGCCGAGAAAGGCUGCCAUUGCUGACUGGCCCCCCUCCCCCACAUCCCCUCCCCCACACACCGCCUCCUACAUCCUAACCCCCUCUGCCCUGCCCCGCCCCUCCCUGCUGACCACCAAGCCCCGCCCAACCUCAUCCUUGUAUCCACUGUGACCUGUGUUCCACAACCAGCAUAGUCAUCUGUAUUAAAAACACAGUUUAGAUGGGGCUCACAUCCUGAGACAUCAUCGAAAGAGAUGAAGAGUGAGGGACAGAGGUAGAGAGAGAGAGGAAGAGGGAAGGAGA